AUUAAAUGCAACAACAGGAAAUCCUUUUUCGAAAAACAACCUUUAGCUUACUAUCACGAGCCGAGUCUUUGAAACAAACUUGGGAUACAUAUCAGUCUGCCACACUUGCUUUGCUCUCAACCCUUGAUAAUCUCCAUCGGCAACAAUGCAACGAACACAGAUUGGAUCAGUAUCAAGUGGAUGGCCAACGAUUAUUGUACAAACAAACACAACGAUUUGAUAAAUGUAUGGUGCAACUGGCAACACGACUAGACCAGUGGAAAACAGUGGUUCAAGAUUGGCAGCAAUUGGCCAAAGAUGCUCAACACAAUGCAAACAAAGCCAUGUCCUUCAUCAACAAUAACAACAAAGCCGUGCCUCUAUCAUCUCAUUCUCUUAUUCAAGUCACAGCUGUGUCUCCUACUCAAGCUUAUGAAUGGAUCUCUCAGCUAGCCUAUCUUUAUCAUCGGCAAUAUCACUGCAAACGCAUGCUCUUUAUAGCCAUACCUUCAUCCGAUCUAUCGUCUAUCUUGGAACAAUGGUCUACUGAAGCCUUCAUCCAACACCACCCUGUGACUCGUUGUAUAUCCGAUCGACUUCAGUUGUAUAAACAUGUCAAGAAAACAAUUGAAUCUAUAUGAAGAACUCAUCCUAUUCAACCAGUGUAAGU
Halteromyces radiatus is the source of this 649-nucleotide messenger RNA. RefSeq lists its product as uncharacterized. Bases 6 to 620 code for a protein of 204 amino acids. NCBI's taxonomy places the organism in Eukaryota, Fungi, Mucoromycota, Mucoromycetes, Mucorales, Cunninghamellaceae. The record is from RefSeq and is a predicted model, not a curated record. The transcript has a single exon.